Messenger RNA from Colletotrichum gloeosporioides, 1932 nucleotides. Its product is annotated as putative transcriptional regulatory protein C15D4.02. The transcript has 2 exons. Gene Ontology annotation, biological process: regulation of DNA-templated transcription. Lineage: Eukaryota; Fungi; Ascomycota; Sordariomycetes; Glomerellales; Glomerellaceae. Gene Ontology annotation, molecular function: zinc ion binding; DNA-binding transcription factor activity, RNA polymerase II-specific. The record is from RefSeq and is a predicted model, not a curated record. Bases 1 to 1932 code for a protein of 643 amino acids.
AUGGAUCCAGCACAUCUUGCAGAUACGGCGUCGACAUCGCCGAGAAGCGCUGCCAGCCAGGCCGGCUCACUUGAAAGCGAUAACAACAGCAACGGUAGACUAUCUGUUGCUCACCGCCCCAGACACACCCGCACCAGCACGCCUAAAGUGAGGACAGGCUGUGUGACCUGUGAAAAACGGCACAUCAAAUGCGAUGAGGCAAAGCCACAUUGCAUGAACUGCCUGAAAACCCGUGGCGUAUGCGAUGGGUAUGUCGUCAAGCCACGGAAGGCGAGGGGCAGGCCCGCCGCUCAACCGCAACGACUCAACCCUCCCUCACCAUGUCGUGUCAACCAGCGUGUGCUACCACGAGAACCGGACAUGAACUCUCUGGACUUUGAGAACGACAGAGACAGCGUGUACUUUGAAGACUGGAACGACCUUGUUCAGGUUUCCCUCGGCGGUGCGCCAUUCUCCCGUACCAAGCUCUGGAACGAGAUGAUGCCGCAACUCAGCAGACAGAAUCCAGCGCUACGACAUGCGGCCAUCAGUAUCGGCGCCAUGAGCAGGGCGCUGUCACAAAAAGGGAACUACGUCGUCGCGAGGAACUUCAACAAUAUCGCCGACCUUCUUCAAAGCCAGCACUACCAGAGCGCCAUCGUUCAUUAUUGCCAAGCUCUUCGACUGCAAGCUCACGCCGACUUCCAAACAGCAAGCAUCCAGGAAGCAGUCCUAUUGUCUAUACUGUUUGUUUCAUUUGAGGCCCUCCGCGGAAAUCGGCACUCGGCGCUGCAGCACGUGAGAUAUGGUUUCGUGCUAUUACAGGAACUGCUCAUGAGCGAGGAUGCGGACGCGCGUAUCUGGAAUCUCGCUCCCGACCCGCGACAACUCAUCACUGAGGUCUUGGACCUGUAUAAUCACCUCGACGUACAGAGUCGCACCGUCCUAGCAGGCAACGUAAAGACGAGUCGCUCACCGGCCUAUGAGCUCAUUAGAGGCCUCAAGGCCCGCGGCCACACUAUUGAGACGUACAACAUGCAGAUCCAACGCUACACAGACCCAGGGGAGGGCAGGAAAAAUAUGCCAGAGAUCUUCUACGAUGCCGAACAAGCGUACACCUGGUGGCAGGUGUGUCAGCGGCGAAUCGCAAAACUCGGUCCAUUAUUGCUCAGCGUCAUCGACGAUCUCAAGUUAGAUGAGAUUACAGACGAGAAGGGAAUCGACGAACUCCUCGUGAUCAUGCAAGACCGCCCAGAGCUGCUUGCAUAUUGUGAGAAGUCCAUGGGGCACUUGCAACAAUGGCGAGCAUCUUUCGAGCCUCUUUACAACAGGACUCUGUCAGACAGUUCCAUCAGUCGGAGAGAGUAUCUCAAGAUCUUGCAUCUGCGGAUGCACUACUUGAUCAUGUUUAUCUACAGCUUCUUCCCCAAGUAUGCUGAUGAGGCGACCAUCUCCAGCAUGACGCCAUACUGCCGUGAGAUCAACGAAGUAAUCGAGAUAUUGCUGCGCGAACAAGAGAAGGAUAUCAAGUCGCCGGCGAACCUCUUCUCUAUGGAGUUUGGCAUCGCAUGGCAACUCACCAUUGUCGCCAUGACAUGCCGCGACCCACUUGUAAGAGAGAGCGCGACGCGGAUUCUCGAAAAAUAUCCUAGGCGGGAAGGAUUGUGGGAUAGCCAAGCUUUCCUUGCCGUUCUUCUCAAGAAUCGUGACCUUGAAAGAGACAAUGCCAAGGAAGGCACGGCGGCAGAACAAUGGAGACGCCUAUGCAGACGCGAAUUCAUAUUUGAGGACGCGGGGGAAACCAUUAUCUUCCGUUCGUUGAAGAAGAACCACACCACUGGGGAAUGGGACCUGGUGGAAGAGACGGCUGAUUUCAGAGGUGAGGUGGAGGGGUUGGUAUGGAAAGAGAGGCCUUUAAGCGGGCAGGGUUUUAUCAUGACCGGUAUGAAUUGA